Rotaria sordida is the source of this 750-nucleotide messenger RNA. The record is from the annotation of a GenBank genome assembly. NCBI's taxonomy places the organism in Eukaryota, Metazoa, Rotifera, Eurotatoria, Philodinida, Philodinidae.
AUGGCAACAACAUUAGAACAUCUCUCCGUCGAAUUACUCUAUGAAAUAUUUAUUUACUUUCAGUUUCAUGAAGUAUUCAAUAUUUUUUCUAAUCUUAAUUCACGAUUUGCUGGUAUUAUCAAUAACAUACCAUUUAUGCCCGUUUACUUGGGUCUCAAUGGAAUGAGUAUAGCAGUGACAGAAUUUUAUUAUAGAUAUUUAUCACAACUAAACAUUUGUAAUCAUCUUAUUUCAUUAUGUGUCUCAGAUACAUUAGCUAUUGAUAAUGGUUUAUGGUUAGCUGAACAUAUAUCUACAUUUAUCAAUCUUCGUCAUUUAUCUUUAAUUGACAUUAAACGUUCUUCUUUUGAAUUGAUUCUCAAUUCAUUGUCACCAAUUAAUUCUCUCAUCAUAUUUAGUGUACACUUUCCAACAAAUGAUCGUGCUGCAUACACGUUUAUAGGUGUGCCUGAAGGUGCAUAUUAUGAACAAAUUUUUCACUUAUUUUCUUCAUUACGUGUAUGUCAUCUGCAUUUCUGCCGAUACAUACAUUAUACUCUAGAUACUAAAUUCGUUCUACCACUUAAUAGAACUUUUAUACCUAUUCGAACUAACCUUUUAAACUUACAAUCACUUGUACUUCGACAAUGCUCAUCGAGCUUUCUAUCAUAUUUAUUUGAACAUCUUCCACAAUUGGAAAAACUCAGCUUUGAACGAAGUGAUCCUUGGCUACCUCAUGAACAUCCACUAGAACAGGGUGAUAACAAGUAA